Molecule: messenger RNA, 2018 nt
Organism: Neltuma alba
Lineage: Eukaryota; Viridiplantae; Streptophyta; Magnoliopsida; Fabales; Fabaceae
Product: heat shock factor protein HSF8-like
Exons: 2
Coding region: 352-1845 (497 amino acids)
Biological process (GO): regulation of transcription by RNA polymerase II; cellular response to heat
Cellular component (GO): nucleus
Molecular function (GO): RNA polymerase II cis-regulatory region sequence-specific DNA binding; DNA-binding transcription factor activity
Source: RefSeq, a predicted model, not a curated record
AAAUCCAUCGUCUUCUUCUCAGUCCCUCAAUGGGUAAAACCCAGGUCGCAUCCUCCGUUCGUCGUCUCUUAAAACACACAAUCUUCUUUAUCCUGUCCUUUUGAACCCCAUUUUCUUUAUAAAGUCUUGAACUUCGUCGAUCUAUCUCUCUCUGUCACUUCACUUUUUCCUUUCCUUUCCAAGUCCAACACUUCUCUGGACUAUGCCUGCCUCCAACUAGGGUUUAAGUUUCAUACAAAUGGCCGGCAUUGCGUCCCCUUUAAAACGAUAGAUUCUAGAUAAUCAUAUUUUUUAAAAAGAUUUCUUUUUUUAUAUUUUAAAUUCUUGUGUGUUGGUAAAUCGACUCUUGACAUGGACGGAGCAAAUAACAGCGGCUCCGGUGGCGGCACGCAGACGCCGGCUCCUGCUCCCAUUCCCAAUACCAACGCGCCUCCGCCGUUUCUUAGUAAGACAUAUGACAUGGUGGAUGACCCGUCCAGUGAUGCGAUCGUUUCUUGGAGCUCAACCAACAAUAGCUUUAUUGUUUGGAACCCUCCUGAGUUUGCCCGGGACCUUUUGCCUAAGUACUUCAAGCACAAUAACUUCUCCAGCUUUGUUAGGCAGUUGAAUACAUAUGGUUUCAGGAAGGUCGAUCCAGAUCGGUGGGAAUUUGCUAAUGAGGGCUUUUUGAGGGGUCAGAAGCACUUGCUUAAGAGUAUAACCCGGCGGAAACCUGCCCAUGGUCAUAGUCCGCAACAGGCACAACAAUCUCAUGGGCAGAGUUCAUCUGUAGGGCCAUGUGUAGAGGUUGGGAAGUUUGGUCUAGAGGAAGAGGUUGAAAGGCUCAAAAGAGAUAAGAAUGUGCUCAUGCAGGAGCUUGUGAGGUUGAGACAACAGCAACAGGCCACUGAUAACCAGAUGCAACAGAUGGUUCAGCGCCUUCAGGGCAUGGAACAACGUCAGCAGCAAAUGAUGUCAUUCCUUGCAAAGGCUGUCCAGAGCCCUGGCUUCUUGACACAGUUUGUACAACAGCAAAAUGAGAGCAAUAGACGCAUAACUGAAGCCAACAAAAAACGACGCCUUAAGCAGGAGGGUAUUCCUGAAACAGAGUGUGCUACUGCUUCUGAUGGACAAAUUGUUAAGUACCAACCUUUGAUGAAUGAAGCUGCUAAAGCAAUGUUGAGGCAGAUCAUGAAAUUGGAUACCCCUUGGCUAGAAUCUUUCAAUAAUAACUCAGACAAUUACUUGAUCGGCGAUGGCUCAACAUCAUCAGGGGCAAUGGACAGUGGGAGCACUUCAAAUCGGAGUUGUGGAGUAACCCUUCAAGAGGUCCCCCCAACUUCAGUGAAUGCUCCCUCAGCUGGCAAGUCUGAAAAACAGUCUUCUCCACAGUAUGGGGCUUCUGAAAAAGUUACGACUGCUCAAUACCCCGAUGUAAAUGUGCUCAUUGGUGCAUCUGAGAAACUUUCUGUCCCUGUUUCUGAGGUAGAUGUCAUGCCUGAGCUUUCUUCAAUACCAGAGAUGGCGACAGGAAGUAUUCUUGAUAUUCCUGAAGAGAAUUAUAUGGGACCUGAAACAGGAGAUGAGGGAUUCAUGGAUCCUAACUUACUGGGGGUAAAUGGGUCGAUGCCCAUUGAUAUUGGUAGUAUUUCGCCUGAUACUGACAUUGAUGACUUGUUACGCAACUCUUCUUUUUGGGAUGACUUCGUGCAAAGUCCAUUGCCGGGGGAGAUUGAGAUUGAUGCUGCUGAUGUGUUAAAGGGAAAUGAGGCGCAGGCAGUCGAAAAUGGAUGGGACAAAGCGGAAAAUAUGGAUCAACUUACAGAGCAGAUGGGGCUUCUUUCUUCUGACGCAAAAAAAGUUUGAUUGGCCCUCUACAAAAUGUAGAAUUAUGUCAUUUUUUCAAGGUAUCCCCGGGCUCAAACAGCACGGAACUGAUGUCUAAUAUAUAAAAUUCAAAAGCAAGGGAAAAGAUGUCUAAAAUAUAACCGCAUCGGCAGUUGCUCAUUGGAAAAGUAGCUGAUGAUUUGUGUUUGGUC